AUGGCAUCAAAUCGUAGUAUAGAUGGACCUAUGGCCAAGGCCAUAAAGGCCAAAAUGCAAAUAUCUUUCCCCAGAAUGACCCAUUUUGCCAUGUUUAACGAUUCAUAUAAGCAUGCAGGACAUCAUGGAAUUGCAGAAGUCGAUAAAACUGGUGAAACACAUUUCAGAUUAGAAAUUGUAAGCGAUGAGUUUUCCGGUGUGCCAUUACCGCAAAGGCAUAGGAUGGUCUACCAAUUGCUCCAAGAAGAGAUGUCAGCUGCUGGCGGCGGCGUACAUGCUCUACAGUUAACCACCAGAACCGUUGGUGAGCAGAAAAAGCGUGAAAAGAACUAA
Molecule: messenger RNA, 333 nt
Organism: Zygosaccharomyces rouxii
Lineage: Eukaryota; Fungi; Ascomycota; Saccharomycetes; Saccharomycetales; Saccharomycetaceae
Gene: BOL1
Product: Bol1p
Exons: 1
Coding region: 1-333 (110 amino acids)
Source: RefSeq, a predicted model, not a curated record